CAGAUUUGUUUACAAAAUCAAAAAAUGAAACAAUGAUUUUACUCAUUGUUAUGUCUUUACUCGAAUGCGACAUUCUUGACGACAAUAACUUUACUCUUACCUAUCAACGAUCAAUAUGAAGUAUUAAUUAGUUGAUGCAGUAUCAACUACCAUCAAUGAUUAUUGAUUGGUUAAUUAAUUGAUUGAUUGAUCGAUCGAUUAACCUAAUGGAUUGCCUGCAUAAAUCAACAAUUUCCAUUGCUUUAUGGAAUAUUAUUUAUUCCAUCUUACAAACUGCCAUAUUUGCAUGGCAAACGAAAUAUGUUAAAAAUCAACAAUGGGAAUUCGAAAAUCGCCACAUUCCUAUCGAUGGAACCAAUAAUGGCUUCCAAGCUCGCUUUCCUGGAUUGUACGGUAUUUUAACAGAAACUCCAGAGAGACGUCGUAUAAAUGCAUUAUUUGCGCUUGCAAUUACAUUGUUAAUUGUUGCUUUGCUGCAUUUAAUUCCCUCAGUUAUGCUAUUCUAUGGAGCUGUUACGAAGCGAAUCAAUUUUAUAUGGCCAUGGUUCUUCACCGCAUUACCACAAAUUAUCCUGUCAACAGCUUAUGCAAUAAUCUGGUGGUCAGGUGAUAUAUUCGACACACAGUUGAUCAUGUCUGUCACCGAAUUUGUCCUUUCCUUAGCAAUCAAUAGUAUAUGUUUUGCAAUUGUUUUGCUGUUCUUCUUUCGCAUUAAAGGAAGAUUGAAAUCAAAUAAGCCGUUGAAAAAUGUGAAUCAUUCCAAGAGUUCAUUCACAAAUAUACCCGGUAACAAAAUACCGCCAUGGAAAAAUGACUGGAACACCGAACUAUCCAGGGAAUUUGCCUCACAAAAAAAGCACAUUUUAAAUAUAAUGACUUUAAUCAUUAUUAUUUUCAUGUCACAUAUUUCGUAUAACAGUAACAGUCUGAUGAAAAUAUUUUGUUUCCGAGAAAGCAACAAGUUUAAUUUUAAUUUUAAUUGAAAUAAUGCAAAAAUUAGUAUUGUUUUAUGAAGAAGGCGAUAUUUAAGGAUUGUAAGACAAGUGGACAGAAGUUGUCAUUUAUUACGUAAUUCGUGCAUUCUUACUUCAUCGCUACCAAAAGAAAGUAACGGACAUCUGCGCCUAACAGCUGAUCGUUUGGCUGAACAUAAUCGAAUAUUGUCAGGUGAAGAUAACCGCUGGAGAUCUAAUUACGAAGGUCGACAAACUAAUUGAAAAAUAUAAUCUUUUGAUUGUAUAAUCAUUUGC
Loa loa (African eye worm) is the source of this 1250-nucleotide messenger RNA. RefSeq lists its product as hypothetical. The coding region runs from base 207 to 983 and encodes 258 amino acids. NCBI's taxonomy places the organism in Eukaryota, Metazoa, Nematoda, Chromadorea, Rhabditida, Onchocercidae. The record is from RefSeq and is a predicted model, not a curated record. The transcript is spliced from 8 exons.